AUGGUUAGUGAUGGUAUCACUAGAGGCAGGCUGAUAAUAAAUUAUCACAUCGGUUUCAGUAGCUCCUUACCAUUGAUAGCAUCCUCUCAACCAAUGGUGUUUCUACGACGACUAAUUACAGCUCUUCUUUUAUUAUGUGCCAUCUAUAAUUGCUCUGCUAUUCACUGCUUCAAGUUCGAACAAAGACAACAAGGAGGCGAGGUCUAUAAAUCAGCUAAAGUUCAAGUAGACUGUGGUGACGAUGUAAAAUACUGCUGGUCAUUGAGUCGAGAUGAUCUGGAAUUAAACAUUUAUUCGGAAGAUUGUCCUGAUAUGAAUUCCGAAAACGGCAAGUGUGAGGAAGCGAAAUGUCGAGGUGACAAAGACACCAAAAUCUGCUGUUGUGAUACCGAUUAUUGUAACUCGGCCUUUAAUAAUUUCGCUACUGCUGGAGCACUGAUGUUCUUGCUUUGUUCUCUCGUAUUAUAA
Auanema sp. JU1783 is the source of this 468-nucleotide messenger RNA. The record is from the annotation of a GenBank genome assembly. Lineage: Eukaryota; Metazoa; Nematoda; Chromadorea; Rhabditida; Rhabditidae.